UAUACCAUUAUGAACAAACCAACAAAAGGAUGCGCACAAGCCCUCUUCAAACACCACCCUCUGCCUGACUGCCUACUCUCAUGCUAAAGCCAUGCCAUGCCUUGUAGUCCAACGCCUACACGUAUAAUUCCCAUGCAUAGCUUGUUUCUUUCUCUUCUCUUCUCCUGCUCUGCAACUUCUGCUGUUGUCGUUGCUGUUGGGCUCCACCAGUUUGCCUGCCUCGCUCAGUCUCUAAAAAAACUCCACUGCUUCUGCUGCUGCUGCUGCUCGCAUCGUCAUUCUGUCGAACACCAUGCCUUCGCCGAGCGACGUCGUCGCGGCCACCACCAAUAACACGUGGGGCCCAUACACCAGCGGCAAGGACUUCGGGGUCAACAUGGCCACCGUCCUGGUGGUGCUCCUCGGCGCCACGGCCCUGGCUUUCGCGCUGCACGUCGCGUACAGGUUCCUCGUCCGCCUCCUGGGCGGCCGGAACCUCGGUAGAGACCGCGCGGGGGCCACCCACGAUGCUGGCGGCGGUGAUCAGGAUGACAAGCCUACGGCGGCGGCGCAGCUAUCGGGGCCCGUGGUUUCGUUCUCCUCCGGGGCGACGAGGGUGGCAGGGGCGCCGGAGUGCGCCAUCUGCCUCGCCGAGCUGGAGGAGGGCGACCUCGUUCGCGUGCUCCCGCCCUGUAGUCACGGCUUCCACGCGCAGUGCGUCGAAGCGUGGCUCGUCGGACGCUCGUCCUGCCCCACCUGCCGCACCGACUGCCGCCCGACGCCGGAGACUUGAAGAUCGCCGCCAUUUCUUUUAUUGCUCUGUUGCAAUUUCUGUAACAAAAGAUCUACGGUAGGCAAUAAAUUAAUAAAGAUUUUGUGAACUACAGACGAUUAAAUAUUUGUACUUAAUUUAAUUUAGGAGUGUAUUUAAUGUUUGACUUUUGUGAAUUUAAAAUUUUAGUUGUAUCCGAUCUAAAUUUUAUAAAUUUUAUAGAAAUUUAA
This is a messenger RNA of Zingiber officinale, 981 nucleotides long. RefSeq names its product RING-H2 finger protein ATL79-like. Bases 293 to 772 code for a protein of 159 amino acids. The transcript has a single exon. The record is from RefSeq and is a predicted model, not a curated record. Gene Ontology annotation, molecular function: transferase activity. Gene Ontology annotation, biological process: protein ubiquitination. Lineage: Eukaryota; Viridiplantae; Streptophyta; Magnoliopsida; Zingiberales; Zingiberaceae.